CUUCUUCUCCUUCUUCUUCUUUUCUGCAGGUCGUAACAGCGUCUUUCCCGUUUCGUCGACCGUCCCGAAAACGGUAUAACAAUAAUCACUGGUGAUAAGUUAUUUUCCCCAUCUGUAACACGGACGGAUCUCUUCGUUCGAAUUUGAGGAGGUGGAGGAUUUUUUUUUCCCUGGAAAACUUGUGAAAUCAACGGCGGCGUGGAAAAUGAACGAGAUGUGGCGACUCUUCUCCGCUGUUUACGCUCUCGUCACCGCCGUUUCGUCCUGUCAACAGACCGAGUUUAACUGCGGUAACGGAAAGUGCGUGCCUCUAAACAGAGUCUGCAACGGGCUGGAUGAUUGCGGAGAUAGUUCUGACGAGGUUCGACAGUGCUCACCCUGCAACAAAACUUACUACGGUAACGUGGGUAAAACUUAUGAACUGGAACUUCACCGGCCGAAGGAAGACAAGGUGCCCUACAUAUGCAAACUCGCGUUUAACGCGCCCGGAGGCGAUCUCGGCGACAUUGUGCAGCUGACAUUCGACAGCUUCACUCUCGGCCGUUUCGUUUCUUUUACGGCCGAGGGUUGCCCCGACGGUUCCCUUCAGAUCGCUGAGGCCCAGCGGCCAGACGUCGGAGGUUUAUGGUGCGGAACCUCUUGGGGACCGGCCAUUUACUACAGCGAAACGUCGAGCGUUUCUCUGACUCUACGUCUCUUGAGGUUAAGCAACGACCAGACCGGGUAUAACUUCGACUUCAGGAUGGAGUACAAGAUGAUUAGGAAGUCGGACGCCGUUGUGCGUUACGGAAAUCCGUUCGUAGGAAUGACGCAGUUGACAACGUCGCCGGUCCCGACGGUUUAUCAGACGGUUACCGAUUUGGAGAAUUCUUCGAUGACGGUUUCCGGUCAGACUGGUGAACUUCCGGUCCACACGCUGCAGCCGACUAGGUCAACAUCGUCCGAGCAGUACCUCGGGGAUUUGAUAUCCGGUACUUACUGUUCGCGUAUAUUCAGCGACUGCGACAGGAAGAAGUGCAGACUCCAAUCGCCAAACUUCCCCGGAUUGUAUCCUCGCAAUUUGACCUGUUACUACGCGGUCCGUCAGCACGAGGUGCCGCCGGGAAAGCACGCUCUCAUUUCCGUUCGGCAGUCGAGAGGACAGCUCGUCGCUGUCAGGGCCAGACCUGCGACUCAGGCCGAACCUCCGCCUCGGGAAUUACGACUUUGGCAGGACUGCGACGUCGUUCAGGAUUACGUGACCGUCUAUGACGGCUACACAACGCGGGAUCCGGUUAUACUGAAAUUUUGCGGGGGUGGAGAACCGGUACCAGAGGCGAUAAGCAGCGGGCCUGAACUCCUCGUCGAAUUCACCACCUCGCCUUUUGGUACCUUCCUACACCCGACGCCCGUGCACUCACUCCACGGGUUUCAGCUUGAAGUCCAGGUGAAGUUCGUCGACAUCAAUUCACCGACUUACUCGAGGAACAAGAGGUGCGAAUUUUGGCUCCAAGGUAACGGCGGUGGUCUUUUGGCAUCCCCGAGACACACGCUUCCUCGGAACAGCACCUGCCUCUACCAUCUCCAGGGAAUGGGACCGGCUCAGCCGAGUCCAACGCCUCCGAGACCGCUGCCAAAGUUUCCGGAACAGCGUCCUGGGACCGUCUGGAGAAAGCCGGCGCCCCGGAUCCCAGAGCCGCAGUUCAGGGUAUGGCUUUCGGUGCUCAAAUUUCACGUCGGCAGUACGAUCAACCCAACGGUGUCGGAAGAGGAGUGCGCUACCACCCUUAUGAUUUGGGACGGACAGAUGCGACCCAUGACGGAGUGCAACGACAUAUUGUGUCUAAGCAGCAGAAACCACGAAAAAGAACGUCAACGCAGCUUCGAGAGGACCGGUGAUCCCAUUCAAGCAGUUGCCGCUCGUCCAGCUGGAAACACCUCGCUCUUGGCUCGAUACUGCAAAGACAGAGUGCCGCGGACUUGCGACCACGCUAUUUUCCAAAACACAAGUCGACCCUGUUCACUCGGUGAGAGUUUUAUCUCCUCCGGAAGCACGCUGACCAUAGAAAUGCGGAUGAUCGAGUCGACGGCUCUCAGGCCAGUGAAUUUUCGCGCCUUGUACGAGUUCGUUGAUCUGCAUCAGGACGGAGAUACCUACGGAAAGGGACCUUGUUCGAGGGUGUUUUACAGCCGUAAUCGCGAUCAAUAUGCCGACAAAAAAUUUCAGGCACCACGUGACAUAUUUCUGUACGGCAGAGGAGGAUCGAAGAAUUUAAGUUGCGUCUACCGUUUCGAGGGCGAACAUGACGAGGUGGUGAAACUGAGGUUUAACAAACUGGUGAACGGUAACCGAUCGUGCCGCAGCGUUUCAAGCACAGACUUUAAUCGGCUGCUCUGCGUGGGAUCCAACAGCUUUUCCCUCAAGGUUUACGACUUCAACUGGGCGAGCGCCCCUCCCAUUCAACGCGACUGUCUCUGUUCGAACCGUUCCCUACCAAUAAACAUCGAAUCGACGUCGAGCGUCGUGGAGGUCCAUUUUACCGUGCGCAGCAUGGACGCCCUCGACGAUUACAACAAUCUUCACUUCGAGGGGGUUUGGGAUUUCGUCAAGGCUGUCCCGUGCCUGAGAAAUCAGCGGGUCAAAGGACCAAGCGGGGAAAUUAAGUUCUGGUCACCACUGAACGAAGACGAGGAGAAAAACUGCGUUAACCAUCCGUGGCUGAUUGAUCCUGGUCCUGAUCGGUACCUCUAUGUAAAAAUGCCCGGGACUAUUGUGACAAACGAGACCAACUGCGCAACCAGAAACAGAGUCGUCGUUCACACCGGUGGCGAAAUUCACGUUGCUGUUUGCCCCAAGCCUCCGCCGGACUUCCGGCAUCACGUUGUCGAGGUCUUCAGCGACGGCUGGGCCGUCGGUAGCAACGCCAUGAUCCUUGCGCCAGGAUCGGAUCCGGCCAGAAGCAUCGCCGUAGAGUUUAUCGGGGAUGAAAUAGACUCCUACACCGUCACUUGGCUCGAAUUGUCCAGAAGACCGAGCGUGACGACACCUGCGGCCGGUCUUCAGAGGCCUCGGGACUGCGAACAAAGGUGUCCGGAAUUGGACGCCUGCAUAAACGCGUCGCUUUGGUGCGACGGCGUGUCGCACUGUCCGUCAGGCUACGACGAAGCCUUGACGCACUGUUCGAUGCUACUGCGUCUGCCGCCGUUGCACCUUGGUCUGGGCCUCUUGUCGUUGGUCUCGAUAAUCGGUGUUCUGGUGUUCGUGACGUGGCGGAUAUGUCGUCAGAAGAGGAACCGCUCGAUAUCCCAGCAUCGGCUUAAGAGCAUAUCAUCGGAAACGGCGAUAAUCGACGGGAAGGAAGUGAUUUGCUGACAAAGCGACAGUUCCGUACGCUACGUUGAGGUUGACCGUGUAACGACCGUCUGACGACCGCGUGCGGUAUCGUUACUAUUGAUUAUAGCAAGGUUCGCCCCGGAUUUUGCGCGAAAUUCGUCAUCCUUGGGACCAAACUGCUGGAUAUCAUUCGCUCGAUGACCAUUCGGUCGGAGUUUUUAACAACUCUGUACCAUUGUACAGAGCGAAUUUCUAACGGCUGCAUCGUCCGUCGUCUCCUAAAAUUUAACGCGCAUGCGCUACAAUCCGGGAGCGAUUGUUUGCCAGGAUGACCAACCGUCGUAAAUGUAACGUCAAAAUUCUUACUAUUUUCACCGGCAUGCAGUUGUGCUCAACAUGAACAGGUGUCGGCAUUUUUAGGGUUACGUUUAUGUCGCGGUUGGUCACCCUGGCAAACUCUGGCUUGCUAAAUGCAGCGCCUGCGCAUUGAAUUUUAGCACACGACGGACCGUGCGGUCGUUAGGAAAUCAUUCUGUAUACCGAUGCAGUUAUUUGUUCCUUCGGAUUAAUGACGAUCACGAUGACAAAUGUCAUUAUGAUCAUUCGUUGAUCAUUCUCGCGCCGGUUCCAAUGCGAACCCCUCACCGACAGCGUACAGAACUGCGUUUAUUCAACGAACUAUUAUCUUAAGCGUACUUGUAGCGUAAUAUGUACACACACACACGCGCGCGCGCGCACACGCCACACACACACACACAUGCUCGCUCACACACACACGCUGAUACAGAUGCGAAUAAACGAAAAUCGGAUAGGAUGGAAAUUUUAAAAUUGGUGGAGAUUUUUAUUCGGAAAAAUGAACAGCGGAUGGAAUAGGAUGAAAAAUUGUUAGUUCGUUUCACUUAAUUACAUCUGCAUGCAAGGCAAUUAAUCUUGGCCACGCGGUAUUUUAACCUUUUGUAUUUUUUACGAUUAAGUAGUGUAUGACGUGAAGUUUCAAUAGGAAACACACGUAAUAUUAUAGCGAAGAAUUUCGCAAUCCUGAUCAAAUCGAGGUAGAUUUUUUUUUAUUUUUCCCGAGAGAAAGACAAGAUCGAAAAAUAUCGAGAAAAUAAUACAAAUCCGCCAUCGAUCUAGAGGCAUUUUUUUUUUUCAAUUAUUUUUCCGCAUUUUCUCUUUCACUAAGUUUCUUCGUUUCGGUUAUUCUGAACAUCGCGAUUUUUCGGCAUAUAUACAAUAAUCAUAUACGGAAAGGAUCAACUUCACGGUGAUUGAAUUAAUAAAUAAGUAUACAACGUGUAAUAAAGGGAAAAAUCUAGCACUGGGGGAUCUCGUUAUAAAACUGUAAAUUUCAUUGUACAUUAUAAUUAUAGAAACGUUGUUUCCGAUAUAGGUACAUAUAAAAUAUUUAUACACGUGUAUAAAUAUAAAUCUAUAUAAGUAAACCAGUGGGAUGAAUAGCAACGAUUGCUGAUCGAUACAUAUAUAUAUAUAUGAAGCGAUUAUUGAAUUAAUUUAUAGGUAAUACACUAUAUGACCAAGUCGCGAUACUAUGUGUAUAUACAUAUGAAUAAAAAAAAAAAAAAGCACACCCACGGAAUAGCAUAUAUAUGUAUAUUGUAUACAAUAUCCAUGCAUACGUAUCGUUCUAGAAAGAAGAAAAAAAAAAACGACAAAAAAAAAAACAAAAAUUUGAUGCAACUAUAUAACGAAUAUAACGAUGCAGAUUAUUAGGUGAAAUAUCGAA
This is a messenger RNA of Neodiprion fabricii, 5057 nucleotides long. RefSeq lists its product as uncharacterized. The transcript has 16 exons. The record is from RefSeq and is a predicted model, not a curated record. Bases 206 to 3352 code for a protein of 1048 amino acids. NCBI's taxonomy places the organism in Eukaryota, Metazoa, Arthropoda, Insecta, Hymenoptera, Diprionidae. Gene Ontology annotation, cellular component: plasma membrane. Gene Ontology annotation, molecular function: protein binding.